Symbiodinium sp. CCMP2456 is the source of this 2751-nucleotide messenger RNA. NCBI's taxonomy places the organism in Eukaryota, Dinophyceae, Suessiales, Symbiodiniaceae. The record is from the annotation of a GenBank genome assembly.
AUGUUGCAUGCCGUCACGAAAUCACCCCUGCAGGAGGAAGCAAAUCAUUCCGCUGCACGCGUGGAGCACAUCUGCCUGCAGGGUGGCGUCCAAGAGCAGCUGGUCCGCAGCUUGCUCGAGGAGUUCACAAGUGCCUCGCAAGGAGAAGAGCGACUUCUCGACAAUUUGACCCCACAGCAGAGGCUGCAUGCGCAAGCCUGGGUAGACAAGUGCGUGGUGGACUACCUAUACCGCAGGUACUUGCGCAAGCUCAAAAUGAUCACUGUUGCAGAUGAAGCGGCGGCCAAGCAGCGGCUGCUCCAAGAGUGUCGGAACAUGGUCUUGUCAAUGCUCAAGGAAGAUGAUCGCCCGGCAGAGGUCGAAAUGCGCUCCAUGCCGCCAUCUGCUGUGCAGAGUCGAAGCGCGUCUCUAGCGGACAGGCCCUCGAUACAAGACGGGCUAGCCGUGGCUGUCGAGCCCGAUGCGACCGACAAGGGCAACAAGAGAGCACGUUUUGCGACUGUGGUUUCCUUUGCCUCGGAGGCACCAAGGGAAGAGUCCAGAGAAGAGGACGAAUCCAGCGACAGUGCCUGGGAUUUCCCUUGCCUUGCUGGCUUUCUGCAAACAUGCCUGGAUGACAUGCUCUUCAUCGGCGAAAAUGACGAGACUCUGUACGAGCAUCGGAAGAACAACAGCAUUGGCAUUCUUCUGUGCAAAGCUGUCCUGUCUCAGUCACUGCUAGCCUUGGUGAUAUCAAGUGCUUUACAGUUUAUGUCGUUCCGCUCGAUUACGGCUGCAGUCAGUGUGUCUGUUGUUGUGAUGUCCCUUAUGUCCUUUCCGCACGUCCCUUGGAAGGUGUGGGUUUUCCUGCAGUGGUACAACAUUUCGGUCAUCUUUGCGAAGGUGAUUUUUCAGCUAACGGUAUUCUGCGAGGAUGGAUCUCUAAAUUACGAUGGCUGUAAAUCAAUGUGCGGGAGCGACAUGCCGUUCACAGCUCUCCUGGGCUUAGUCAAAUCGAAAAAGACCUCCGAUCCCUGCAGCCUUGCGCGGCCGAACUUGACUUCUGUAUUGUGGGCUGACUGCCUCGCCAGCAUUGUCCUUCUGCUGGUGAUGUGUGCAGCAAGAUAUGGUGGACGAUUUUCCAGCACCUCUGAAAUCCUCACCAGCUUGAAAGCUUACGAGCGGCGAAAUCGAAGGAUGAGCACGUUUACGGUCAUGCAGCCUCUUGAUCUACAGGCAGAUGAGGACGGUGAGGACGAAGAGUCCAACGGGGGUGCCUCAAUGACGUCAGCUGCCGGCGGGUCAGAGGUCGGGCGACAGCCCAGCAACUUUGCAGAAAGAUCAUUGGAGAUGCUAGAGUCGCUCACACGAUGGCUGAAGGAGAACAUCAUGGGUCCGACAAAGGUGCGAAGACCUGCCAUGGAUCUUUACGAACCUCGCUUGUGUCUUGCCCUUACUUGCCUUUCCAUGCUUAUAUUCGGCUGGAGUACCAUGGUGGAGAACGGCCGCAGCUUUUCUGCAUCCCUUCGAGCGAAUCAGUUUGGCGGUAACCAAGUGAAGGUCCUCGUUCUUUUCCUGACCAUGAUCGUGAUGGAUCGCGCCCUGUACACCUGGUAUCGCUCAGACUACAUCUGUGAGGAUGAUGAAGAUGAUGGCCAGGCACGGGUUCAGACCUCGGCCUCUUGGAUGUGGAAGGGCAUCAUGGCCAGGGUCGUUCAGAAGCUGAACAUCCUUGUGCAUGUCAUUUCCAUCCACGCGCUGUUCAUCCGCCAGUGGAGCUUGAAAGGUGUCAAGCGCGAUAUGAUGCAUGAGGAAAUUUCGAUCAUGAGCUUCUCGGCCCUGUCUGGUUUCUAUGUGCUCUACCUGACUUACCUCGCGCUGAGCUCUUUGCAGUUGAAGUAUGACGUGCACGUGAUGCAAGGUGGCCUUCGGUUCUGCCAUAGCACAGACAUUGGUUCGAUGCUCGUGUUUAAGGUUUACAGUGCCCUGCCCUUCUUGAACGAACUGCGCGUCAUCACAGACUGGACCGUUACCGAAACGUCCAUGAACUUGUUCAUGUGGUUGAAGCUGGAGGACGCCCACCAUGGCAUAUACCGUGUGAGAUUGGACAUGGAGGGCAGAGCCAUGACAGAUCCAGCCGAAGCGCGGCCGAUGUUCGAGAAGAUUUACAUGGGAGUUGCUCUUCUUUUGGUUCUUUUAGCACUGCUGGUCGGACCAAUCAUUUUCUUCUCGGGAUUGAAUACCUUCAUGUUGGUACCCAGCUCUGUGACAUCGGCAGUCAUGCAGUUGAAUGUCAGAGUGGAAGCCGUUCACGGAUAUCGAGGGCUGAUGCUUUACGAGGCUGUGCAGAACCACAUCUCUCAAUACGCAGACACCAGCAGGUUUCAAAAAAAGUUGUCCGAGCAGGACAUUCCGAUCACACUCCAGGACAUUACGUUUCCUGUCGACUCGGACAUCUUCUGGGAACGGUCGUCAUCAAUGCAAGCCCUCAUGGCCACACUGAUAGAUCCGGAAAAGAGUCCGGAUGCAGUUGUCAAGUUCCAGCUUCAUUUCCGCUUCGAGCUGAACUCCACUGCCACUCCGAUGUCGGGCAUGCGUGAGUUGAAAGCAGACAACAAAACGCGAAUGGUAUUGGCCAGGCUAUUGGGCGAUGCCGGUGACUCUGCGGGAAAGCAAGACAGGACAGAGCUGCGGAUCCCCAACCUCUUUCCGAAGUUCUUGAGACUGGCUGACGGCUCGGUCUCCGACAUUGAUUUUUUGCCAGACAAGCAG